Heterotrigona itama is the source of this 2108-nucleotide messenger RNA. The record is from the annotation of a GenBank genome assembly. NCBI's taxonomy places the organism in Eukaryota, Metazoa, Arthropoda, Insecta, Hymenoptera, Apidae.
AUGUUCGGAAGUACUGCUCAAUGUAUUUUUUGUUAUUAGUAAUAUUUUCUGUUUUUGAAGUUUUAAAGAAACAAUACAAGUUGCUAAAUUACUUAGUCAAGAAUUUUAAUGUGUAUCACUCAGCACGUGCAAUUGAGUCACAAUUUUUGCAAACCCAUAACGAAUUGUGGACUUUUUUUUAUGCUAUUCUAAUUAUCCAAAGUUACUUUAAUCAAAGUACAAAAUUAAUGUUACGUAAUGUAACUAUCAUUGAGCUGUUGCUUAUUGUUACACUUGUUUUAUUAACAAAAAGUUUUGAAUUUUCUAAUAAAAUUUAAUUUUUCUUUUAAAUGAUUAAUAUUAAUAUAAAAAAUUAGGCCUUAUAGAUUAUAUUACUACAAGCUCUAUUGGAAUGUAAGCACGUAUACCAUUCUUUCAUAAAACAUUGUGACUGUGCGAUCUUUUACAAAACUAUUACAAAAUAUUGUGUGAUAUUAUGUGCAUUUAGUUAGACGACAAAAAAAAUUAAUUUUUUAUUUUAUAAAUUUUUUAUUUUAUGAAUUUAACGGUUGUGUCGACGUCGGUCCAUUCGCCAUCGUAAAACUGCACCAAAACUGAACAUUCCAAGGUAGAAUGCAGAAUAUUGCAUCUUGUGAAUCAUUGAGGUGUCAAAUUAUAAAAUUUUUACUUUGGUUAAAUUAAGAUGCUACACAGAUAUAUAUAUAUAUAUAAGAUAUAUAUAUAUACCUAUAACUUAUUUGACCUUUAGACAAAUGAUACUAUGUCAAUGUCACAAUGUCAUUUUUUUGAAAUCGAAUAUUCUUACAAUUUAUAUAUGAUAUAUUUUAUCAUUGCAUUAUGUCUUUUUAAGUGAAUUAUUAUUCGCGUUAGAGUAUUCAAUUAUCACAUUCUUUUUUUUUUUUUAUCAUUGUGAUCAGAGUGGUUUGACACGUGCUGAAUAUCGGAACACGUAAUACGCCUUGACUUUUGAUAAAUAAUGAUCUUUUCACUACAAUAAAAACACAUUACGUUUUCCUACUUAAUAAUUAAAUUCUUAAUAUCUAAAUUAUAUACAAAUUUCUUGUGUAAGAAUAUUGCGAAACCUGAACCUUUUAUUCACGCGUUUUGUACUUACGUAACAAAAGAAGUGCGACACGAAAUUAUUAAAAAAUUAUUUAAUAGACACAGUAAAUUGAUAAAAAAAGUUUCAAUAUGUAUGUUAUUGAUAUUUUAAAAACUUAUAUAUAACAAUUUUAUGCAGAUUUAAAAACCAUGGGUGUUCCUGCUGGCGAUGUAGAGAAAGGAAAGAAGGUAAAAAUUAAAACUAUAACAUUUUAUGUUUGGUUUGCUAUUGCUUAAUUUCGAACAUGUUUAAAAUUUUUGAAAUCUAUACCGGAAAACGCAUGAAUAAUCUUAAUCUCCCGUUACGUAUGGAAAUAUUGAUACUACGUAUUCACGUGAUUACAUGUCACGGUAAUCUUCAUCGGUAAUAUAGAUUUACCUUUUAUUAUAUCAAAUAAUUAUUUCUAACGAUUUCUAUUCGUGUUUGAAACAAAAUUAAUAAUUGUUUUAAAAAAUUGUUAAAUAUUUAUUUAUGCGAAAACAAUUUUCUUUUCUUUUAUUAGCUCUUCGUUCAAAAAUGUGCACAAUGCCAUACAAUUGAAGCUGGUGGAAAACAUAAAGUAGGACCUAAUCUCCAUGGAAUAAUAGGUAGAAAAACUGGCCAAGCCGCUGGUUACAGUUACACAGACGCAAAUAUAUCAAAAGCUAUCACUUGGUCCAGGGAUACUUUAUUUGAAUAUCUUGAAAAUCCAAAGAAGUACAUUCCUGGUACAAAAAUGGUGUUCGCUGGUUUGAAGAAAGCACAAGAACGUGCUGAUUUAAUUGCGUACAUUGAACAAGCAUCGAAGUAAGCUUGACAAUUAUAGAAAAUGACAAAGCACGCUAGACGUGUUUGGCGGGCAUAGAGGAAAUCUAGUACUAAUAUCAUCUCAAACCUCAUGAGCAUCCCGCUACAUUUCACUCAACUCAUUCAUCUGGUACUCAAGCAUUCACAAAGUCUGAAUAGUGAAAAAUUAUUGUUGUUAAUUAUAAGUAGAUGUGCCCGUGCAUGUAACCAUGUACAUUGA